CGAGUCGUGCGGGCACGUCAGGCUUAUCCACCACGCCCAUUCCCCGGCCACCAUGGAAGCGGCACGACGGAUGGAAGUGAUCGGCUCACACCUCUCGGCCUCAUCGGGUGCCUUGGCCGGCGCCCGAGACAGGCCAGACGACAUCGUAAUCGUUGAUGCAAUUCGCACACCCAUCACCAGGGCAAGAAAGGGCGCGUUCAAGGAUACCACCCCUGAUGUCCUUCUCGCAGAGGUCCUCAGCGCCGUUCUGGCGCGUUCCGGAGUAAGCCCGACCGACGUGGGCGAGAUAUGCGUGGGCAACGUUCUGCAGCCGGGCUCCGGCGCGCUCUCGAGCCGCGUGGCGCAGGUGCGGGCGGGGAUACCUCACACCGUGCCCCUCAGCACGGUGAACCGCCAGUGCUCCAGCGGGCUGCAGGCUGUCGCUCACGUGGCGGCGGGCAUCAAGGCCGGCCACUACUCCGUCGGGAUAGCUGCCGGCGUUGAAUCCAUGUCCCUCAACGCAAUGGGCGGCGGCGGGGGACUGCCGCCGGAGAUAGACCCGAAGUUCAUCAAGGCCGACCGGGACGGCGCAGCGGUGCUCCUCCCCAUGGGCAUCACGAGCGAGAACGUCGCAGCGAAGUAUGGCAUCACUCGCGCCGAGCAGGAUGCCUUCGCGGCGGAGAGUCACGCCCGGGCUCACCGGGCCCAGGAGGAGGGGAUCUUCGACGACGAGAUCUUGCCCGUUCGGACAACGGUCAAGGGCCCCGACGGUGCGGAGGUGGACGUGUUGGUGUCGAAAGACGAGGGGGUGCGUGCGGGGACUACCGCGGCCAAGCUGGGCGGCCUCAAGGCGGUCUUCAAGAAGGGCGGCACGACCACGGCGGGGAACGCGAGUCAGGUGAGCGACGGAGCGGCCGCCACCCUUCUGAUGACGCGAGAGUCGGCGGCACAGCGGGGGCUCCGUCCCCUGGGGGUCUUCCGCUCGUACGCCGUCGUCGGGGUCCCGCCAGAGGUCAUGGGAAUCGGGCCAGCGGUGGCGAUCCCCGCCGCCGUUGGCAAGGCUGGGCUCGAACUCGGCGACGUUGACUUGUUUGAGCUCAAUGAGGCGUUCGCCAGCCAGGCCACCUACUGCAUUAAGGAGCUUGGCCUCGACGCCUGGAAGGUCAACCCCAAGGGCGGGGCGAUCGCGCUGGGGCACCCGCUGGGCUGCACGGGGUGCCGGCAGGUGGCCACCCUGCUGUUCGAGCUCCGCCGGACCGGGAAAAGGUUCGGGGUUGUGUCGAUGUGCAUCGGGACGGGGAUGGGCGCGGCGGCGGUGCUCGAACUGUGUUGCUGAUUUCUCCGG
Messenger RNA from Ectocarpus sp. CCAP 1310/34, 1324 nucleotides. The record is from the annotation of a GenBank genome assembly. NCBI's taxonomy places the organism in Eukaryota, Phaeophyceae, Ectocarpales, Ectocarpaceae.